Cicer arietinum (chickpea) is the source of this 922-nucleotide messenger RNA. Its product is annotated as universal stress protein PHOS34. The record is from RefSeq and is a predicted model, not a curated record. NCBI's taxonomy places the organism in Eukaryota, Viridiplantae, Streptophyta, Magnoliopsida, Fabales, Fabaceae.
GCUAAGAAUAUGAAUUUAUAUAAACUCAACACCACUUGUAGUUGUACUCACUUACAUUACAUUGUACCUUUAAGAAUUAAUUAAAACUAAUAAUAAUAAUAAAAUAAAAAAGUAUUUGAGAAAAAUUAACAAGUUCGAUAAAAUGGCGGAGAAGCAAGUGAUGGUGGUUGGUAUUGACGACAGUGAUCAUAGCAUCUAUGCCCUUGAAUGGGCACUGGAUCAUUUGGUCACUACACUUCCCAAUCCAAUCUUCAAACUUGUUCUUGUUUAUGCUAAACCUUCUGUUAUCUCUAGUGUUGGUUUAAUUGGCCCCGGAGCCGCUGAGAUUUUGCCUAUUGUGGAUGCCGAUUUAAAAAGAUCUGCUAUCAAUGUUAUUGAACAAGCUAAAGAAAUCUGCACCAACAAUUCGGUAAAGGACAUAGUAGAGGAAGUGGUGGAAGGAGAUGCUAGAAAUGUUCUUUGUGAUGCUGUAGAGAAGCACCACGCUUCAAUAUUGGUUGUGGGUAGUCAUGGUUAUGGAGCUCUAAAAAGGGCGGUUUUAGGUAGUGUAAGUGACUACUGUGCUCAUCAUGCUCAUUGCACUGUGAUGAUUGUGAAGAAGCCAAAAACCAAACACUGACCUCGUUGGCUGCGUCUACAUUAUCCUACAGUAAUAAGAAUAAAUGUUUUCAGCAAAAAGAAGAUGAAUAUUGUUUAAAAUUUCAUAAUGUUGUUUGUUCCACGUCAUGUUGACUCUGGAAUAAGGUUCAUUUCACCUUAUGUUGUGUUCAAAAUACUAAACUAGAACAAGAAUUUCCCCCCUUCCCAACUAGUACCCACCCUAGCACUUAUUUUUACUCUGUUCAUAAGCAACUUUUGUAAAUGUGGUUGUUUUAUCUUCUAUGCCAAAAUGAAUAAUCAUGUCUGUUGCAAUUCUGUCACA